Condylostylus longicornis is the source of this 2430-nucleotide messenger RNA. It is a transcript of the gene ort, whose product is annotated as glycine receptor subunit alpha-4. Lineage: Eukaryota; Metazoa; Arthropoda; Insecta; Diptera; Dolichopodidae. Gene Ontology annotation, molecular function: neurotransmitter receptor activity; extracellular ligand-gated monoatomic ion channel activity; chloride channel activity. Bases 132 to 1685 code for a protein of 517 amino acids. The transcript has 7 exons. Gene Ontology annotation, cellular component: membrane; neuron projection; synapse. The record is from RefSeq and is a predicted model, not a curated record. Gene Ontology annotation, biological process: regulation of membrane potential; chloride transmembrane transport; chemical synaptic transmission.
AAAAUAUAUUUAAUAUAAUUUAAAUAAAUAAUAAAAAAACAUUCUUAAUAAUUUUUGAUUUUCAAAUUUUUUUAAAAAAAAAAAUUUUAUCAAAUGGAAUAUUUAAUAUAAAAAUAUUAGUUAUUAUUGAAAUGGAGCUUCAAAGGUUUUUACUAAUUUUAACAAUAUGCUUAGCAAAUAUAUCAAAUGCCGAAUUUCAGCAAAGUUUAGAAUUUACCGAUAUAUUACCAUUAAAUGUAAAAAGUUAUGACAAAAUGAGACCACCAAAAAAAGAUGGACAACCAACAAUUGUUUUCUUUCAUGUAACUGUUAUGGGUCUCGAUUCAAUUGAUGAAACAUCAAUGACAUAUGCUGCUGAUAUAUUUUUUGCACAAACAUGGAAAGAUCAUAGAUUAAGAUUACCAGAAAAUAUGACAGCUGAAUAUCGUUUAUUAGAGGUUGAUUGGUUAAAGCAAAUGUGGCGACCCGAUUCAUUUUUUAAGAAUGCAAAAGCUGUAAUAUUUCAAACGAUGACAAUUCCUAAUCAUUAUCUGUGGUUAUAUAAAGAUAAAACGAUAUUAUAUAUGGUAAAGUUAACUUUAAAAUUGUCCUGUGUUAUGAAUUUUGCGAUAUAUCCGCAUGAUACACAGGAAUGUAAAUUACAAAUGGAAAGUCUUUCCCAUACAACGGAUGAUAUGAUUUUUCAGUGGGAUCCUGAUGUUCCAUUAGUUGUUGAUGAAAGUAUUGAAUUGCCACAAUUGGCUUUAACUAAAAAUUAUACAGCUGAUUGCACACAAAUUUAUUCAACUGGAAAUUUUACAUGUCUAGAAGUUAUUUUUGUCUUAAAACGUCGUUUAGUUUAUUACUUUUUAAAUACAUAUAUACCAACAUGUAUGAUUGUUAUAAUGUCAUGGGUAUCGUUUUGGAUUAAACCAGAAGCUGCACCUGCUAGGGUUACUUUGGGGGUCACUAGUCUGUUGACACUUUCUACACAGCAUGCAAAAUCUCAAGCAUCGUUACCGCCCGUUUCUUAUUUGAAAGCUGUUGAUGCAUUUAUGUCCGUUUGUACGGUAUUCGUGUUCAUGGCUCUAAUGGAAUAUUGUCUAAUUAAUAUGGUUUUGGGCACUCAAGUACCGAAACCGGCAGCGCCACCAAAACCACCAGAAGAACAAAAAAAAGAAGAAGCUGCAAAAACUGAAACAAAAAGUGAAAAAAUUGAAAAAAUAGAAAAAAUUUUUGAUGAAUUACAAGCUGGCAAUCGUAAAAAAUCAGCUAAUACCGGAGUAACUUUAAAUCCAACACCAACGGUAUCCUUAGGUGCACCAUCUAUAUUAGCACAUGCAAAUAGACGUCAUCAGCAUCAUUCACAUCAUCAUGCGCAUUCGCAUAAUCGUCAUGAUCCAUCACCUGUUCGCCUUAUGGAAAAUAAUAAUUCACCAGAAGGUCCAUGGAUACCACGUCAAGAAAGUCGAAUUAUUUUAACACCAAUUGUAGCGCCACCACCCUCAUUAGCACAAUCAAAUAAAACAGGCGCUCCAACAGCUAAUAAACCGGAACAGAAAAAGGCUGAUUUACCAAAAUUGACACCAGCUCAACAGAAAUUAAAAAUGGCUAUAAAUAUUGAUAGAUUUUCACGAAUAUUUUUCCCGUUUUUAUUUGCGAUGUUAAAUUUAACUUAUUGGAUUAUAUUUUGGGAAUAUUUAUAGAGAAUUAUUAUCAAUUAUAUUAUUUUUUUAUUUUAUUUUUCAUUUUAUAUUAUUUUAUUUUUAAAAUUUGUAUUAAUGCAUAUGAUUUUUAUAAGUUAUAUUUUAAAAUUUUAGUAUUAUAAACUUUUUUUAAAUACGUAUAAUAGAUUCAUAUUUCAAGUAAAUAAUUAGCCCAACAAUAUAUACGAUCAAAUAAUUAUAAUUUCCAAUAUUAUUAAAAAUUACAUUAAUUUUUAAAUUUUAUUCCCGCAGUACAUGUUCAAUUUGUAUCUGUGAUAUGUAUAUCCUGUCCCUUUGAAAGUAACGUGAAAUUUAUUAACAAAUAAUAAUGUUAUACAAGCAACAUAUUAAUGUUAUUUCAGUCAAAAACAUUUAUUUUGUUACAAAUAAUUUUUUUCUUUAAUUUUUAUUUCAAAAUUUUUAAUUAAAAUUUAUAAUAUUAGAAAUUGAACUUAAUUAAUUUAUAAAAAAUAGUAUUAUUACAUUUAGUAUUUUAUAUUUAUAAUAUUGUAUAACACUAUAAUCAUAUACCAUUCAUAGUACAUAAAGAAGCUUUCACGUAUUAUACCUGUCCAAAUUGUAUACUAUGAAUGUAUACAAGUUGCAUUUCAUAACAUUUCCCUUAUAUACAUGAUUUGCAUUAUAUAAAUUUACGUUAGAUAAAAACAUCCCCCAAAUAACGCGUUAGUAUGACAUAUGCAUUAGGAUCUUUAUAUAGUUUAUUUGAAUAUACACAUAUACGCAU